Molecule: messenger RNA, 2994 nt
Organism: Trypanosoma cruzi
Lineage: Eukaryota; Euglenozoa; Kinetoplastea; Trypanosomatida; Trypanosomatidae
Product: kinesin, putative
Exons: 1
Coding region: 1-2994 (997 amino acids)
Biological process (GO): microtubule-based movement
Cellular component (GO): microtubule; kinesin complex
Molecular function (GO): ATP binding; microtubule motor activity; microtubule binding
Source: RefSeq, a predicted model, not a curated record
AUGUCUUCAACGCCUGAACGUAAAGGGCGGGGUAAUGCCGCCAGGCCAUCACGGAAGUCACCCCGAAUCCAGCGGCAACCACCACCACCACCACCACCAGCACCAGCACCAGCAUCACCAUCGUCAUCAUCGUCGUCACAAGUGAAGGGAAAGGGGGAGCAACAGAAGCGUUUUUCCUCGUCUGCAAGGUCGUCGCACAUGACGCCGCAUCGAAAUGGUCGCGACAGUAAAACACCGACUGUCUCCUCACGGACCGGAAUAUUGAAGCGCUCCCCGCCGCUCCAGUGGGAGUCUUCCGCCCCCAGUCGCUCCCCGAUGUCAAGUAGAGGUAUAUUCUUCAACGAACAUCAGCGAAUAGGCUCCUCCAUCGCGAAUACCGUAGGCGGCCCUAAAAAAAGCAACCCCCACGUUAACCACGCCGGCAGUCCAAAUGCGACGACAGUGUCCCGAUCCUUGUACGAAGUGAGCCCUCUUCUUGGAACAAUAAACUCGGAUAAUUUGGCGGUAUCGAAGGAUGUCGUCACCCCAAGUUCCCGUCCCGUUGAGCCUGGGAGCGUGAGCGUCGUCGUGCGUAUUCGACCACAGUUUUCAAGGAAAACGGCGCAGCCCUGUUGCCGUGUUCUCGGUGCUCCCGGUAUUGUGGAAUACACGGUGUCAAUGAGGGAGCCCAGUGCUUUGGGGAAUGGCGUCCAGAUGUCCUCUUCCUCUGCUGUAUUUAGCCGGCAACUUGCCACCGGGGCAGCAUCGCAGGAAACACGAAAAAUUCUCUUCUCCUUUGAUGCCACUCUUGGCGAGUCCGCUAAUCAGGCCGAUACGAUGGCGUGCGUUGGAACGAAAAUGCUGCAGUACCUUCUUAAUGGAUACAAUGCCACCAUCUUAUGUUAUGGCCAGAGUGGGAGCGGCAAGACGCACUCGAUGCUUGGACCGGCUGGUGGCAUUCCCGAUCGUAUUCAAAAGCGUGAGGACUUUGGCCUGGUUCCGCGCAUGCUCGAGCAGCUCUUUACCCGCCUACAAGAAAAGUUUCCACGGGAGCAGGAGGGGGGUGAAAAACUUUCGCAUGUGGUCCACCCCAAUGCGGUGGGAGCGGAUGGGGAGAAUAAAGGGAUGACAAAAUCAUUUUGGCAGCUGGAGAUUGGUGUGUUGGAACUUUAUCAAGAGGAAUUGCGUGAUUUGAUGGCAGAUAGCCCACCGCUGUUCUCCCCAAGCCGUGCGGAUAGUCUCUUCAGCGUCUCUAACGGCGUUGGGACAGGCAGGACGUCUUUUGUACCGGAGUUUGACGAAGAAAACGGAUCCGAUGCACUGGAUAUUAUGAAAACCGUGGAUAAGAGCCCUAGUGCGUCCCGUUCUUUCCCAACGUUUACAUCGCGCUUACGAAAUAUGCGGUCGGUACCACCCACGGCACGGGAAUUAAAAAUACGUGAGGAUCCAGAUUGGGGAGUUGUCGUGAGUGGUCUUUCAUGGCACCCGGUGAAUUCUUUUGAGGAAGCCAUGCCGGUACUUCUGCGGGCUGAACGCAUGCGUCGCGUGGAAUCCACGGCGUUAAAUGAACGAAGCAGUCGCUCGCACUUUUUUGUGUUUCUGUCCCUGCAACAGUGGGGCGUUGUGGCGACGAAGCAGUCGGGGGAGCGUUCAACGGCGGUUGUCAGCAACCGAACGCGUUCGCUGCUGACGCUUGUUGACCUGGCGGGCUCGGAGAGGGUUUCGGCGACAGGGGCGGAGGGACAGAGGUUAAAGGAGGCUCAAAACAUCAAUCUUUCCCUUUCACUAUUGGGAAAUGUCAUUCGUAAGCUGACGGCGAAUGAGCGGGAGAGGGGGCAAUUUGCCCACAUCCCCUAUCGUGACUCUAAACUCACGCGCCUACUUCAGGAAAGCAUAGGCGGCAACGCCUUUACCACACUCCUGUGCACGGUCUCACCGGACAUAAGUGAUGCGGCGGAAAGCCUCUCUACCUUGCAGUUUGCACAGCGGGCGAAAGGGCUAUGUAACCGACCAGUUGUAAAUCACACGGAAACGAAAGAGGAUUUGAAGUCUAGGCUAAAUGUUGCCCAAAGUCGGAUCACAUGGCUGGAAAACCAGCUGGCAAUUCUUAUGAAUAAACCGACGGAGCACCAAUCUGUAAUGGAGCGGGAGGAAAAGAAUGUGAAUGCACGAGGAAAUUCUGAGCUGGACAUUUGCAAAAUGAAUGGGAAUCCUGCGGGUCAGGCGAGCAUGGGGCCGGCAUGCAUUGUACACCCCCCUAUUUUCUACGACAUACCGGGCGAGACGGAGGAAAGCAACUUUGACCUUCAAUACAUCCCGGGAACAGACAUAGCUCAGAUUUUACGGGAUGAACUUUACAGAAGGGAAGAGGAGUAUUCACGUGUGCAGAACGAACUUGACAUGUAUACACGGCUCCUACGGGAGGAACGGGAGGAACACGAACGGAUGCAUGCUUCCUUUCUUGAGGAACGUCGCCGGCGAUUGGAGAUGGAGAAUCAGUUGCGGCGUGUGGCACCAUCUGAGUAUGGUUUUGCCUUUUCCAGAGACAACAUGGAGGUUGAGGGUAAUGGUGACGACCACGACAGAGUCGGGACGAGCUCAAGAGUUCUAAUGCAUCGGCAUCCGGAGCGUGAAACCCGUUGCCGGACGCUGUGGCGACAUCAAGUGACAGAUUCUCCGUGGCAUCGACCCCGUCUUGCCAGUGAAAGUCUUCAUAGAAUGCUCAACCUCAUGCCGUUUAUAGGUCAACAGCCUGGCAAUGCGGUGGAGAGUAUUAGUAGUCUUGGCCUGCCUGGCGGAGAAUCCAAAUCCCCCUCUUUUCUGCAUACACCACCCGAUGUCUCUUUAACCUGCUAUUCCCCAGGAAGGCCAGAGGGAGAAGAAGAAGAAGAAGAAGAAGGCCGUAGUGACGCAGAGAACGCGUUUCGAGAUUCAACACACACAAUCAUGAUGGAUUCGUCAUCUAUGGUGGGGAUGCUGAUGCAGUAUGGCGUAGACGAUAUGAUUCAAUCAUAA